AUGAAUCGGGUUCGAUGGCAGCACCGGAUGCUUCAGGAAUAUGGCAGUCCUGUUCGAGUUGGAAUAAACGAGUUGUACUUCUCGGAUAUGAAAUCAUGGCAAGACAUCUACGGCCAAUCGUCUAACCCCUGCCCAAAAGAGAAAGUGUUCUAUGAUAUGUUUACUGCGACAGGGGCAGUCAGUCUUUUGAAUGAAAGGAACAAGGCAGCUCAUGCUCGGUUAAGACGCUUGGUAUCCCAUGCGUUCUCAUUGAACGCUUUGCUUCAGGACGAACCUAUGAUUCACCAAAAAGUGAAGACUCUUCUCGAGAUCGUCUUCAUCCCCACGGCAGAGAAGAACCAGCCAGUGGAUAUCUUUUCCAAGUUUAUGGACCACUAUCUUGACAUAACGACCUAUCUGAGUUUCGGGAAGUCAUUCGACUGUGUCUCUGGCCAAGGCACCCUUAAUCAUGAUGAUUUAGACUCUUUCAUGGUUGUUGUGCCCACCCAAGCAUUCUUCCCUCAACUGCGCUAUGUCCCUAUGAAGGCGAUUCAAGAUGGAUACAGAGGUCUGAACAGAUUGAUCAAGUUUGCUGAAGAGUCAGUUACCGAAUUUCACGCCAAGAUUGAAAAGAAUGGUGAUGACUACGCCAAGGGCACAUUCUUGAGAAACCUGGUCGAGGCCGUCGACCCGGAGACUGGCAGUAAGCUCAGCUUUACAGAACUCGUCGAAAACACCAUCCUUUUCUUAGUCGCAGGGAGUGACACGACGGCAGUGACAACAAUAUACACAAUAUGGGAAAUUGGCAAGAGACCCGAGGUCAGAAAGAAGCUGACUGACGAGAUUCGGACACGUUUUGCUGACCCUGGUCAUGAGCCAACGUACGCAGAGACAACUGAGCUGGAGUAUUUGAACGCAUGCAUACAGGAGACAUUGAGACUCUGGGGACCCCUCAGUGCUGGGUUCCCGCGAGUAUCACCAGGGAAAGUCAUCGGUGAUCACUUUAUUCCCUCGGGGGUCCAGGUGGCUACCCCGGCCUAUGCGACUGCUCGCGACCCUGCCGUCUUUCCCAACCCUACAGAGUAUAUCCCAGAGCGCUGGCUUAAUGCGACUCCUGAAAUGAAGAAUAUGUCAAGACCAUUCAGCUACGGUCCGAGGAAUUGUAUCGGGAAACACUUGGCCGAUAUCGGGCUGCAGUUGACUCUUGCUCGACUAUACCAGCUUUACGACAUUGAAAUCGACCCGAGUAUGACUGACACUAUGAUGAGACAGAAAGAUAGAGGAGUAUGUGCCCCUUGGGAUGAGAAAUUAGUGGUGCGACCGUCUUUCGUUCAUCCGGGCGUUGGAUCUUAA
This is a messenger RNA of Exophiala spinifera, 1332 nucleotides long. RefSeq lists its product as uncharacterized. The transcript has 2 exons. Lineage: Eukaryota; Fungi; Ascomycota; Eurotiomycetes; Chaetothyriales; Herpotrichiellaceae. Bases 1 to 1332 code for a protein of 443 amino acids. Gene Ontology annotation, molecular function: oxidoreductase activity, acting on paired donors, with incorporation or reduction of molecular oxygen; iron ion binding; monooxygenase activity. The record is from RefSeq and is a predicted model, not a curated record.